Molecule: messenger RNA, 999 nt
Organism: Larimichthys crocea (large yellow croaker)
Lineage: Eukaryota; Metazoa; Chordata; Actinopteri; Sciaenidae
Gene: hsd17b8
Product: hydroxysteroid (17-beta) dehydrogenase 8
Exons: 9
Coding region: 97-867 (256 amino acids)
Biological process (GO): fatty acid biosynthetic process
Molecular function (GO): oxidoreductase activity, acting on the CH-OH group of donors, NAD or NADP as acceptor; quinone binding
Source: RefSeq, a predicted model, not a curated record
UUUUCGAGGACUUCACUGUGAAACACUGCUCACGGCCUCUUGGCGCCGCCUGGUGGACAAACAGAAAACUACAACAACACAGGGAAGGCAGACAACAUGGCGGCUGCCACAAGGCUUACAUCAAGGUUGGCGCUGGUCACAGGUGGAGGCAGUGGGAUUGGACGGGCGGUGUGUCAGCGCUUCGCCUCUGAGGGGGCCUCCGUGGUGGUUGCUGACAUCAGCGAGGAGUCGGCCAAUGAGACCCUGGAGAGCCUGACGAGUGACCUCCGAGGACAAGGUCACAUGGCGACUGUGGUGGAUGUGUCGUCAAAAGAGAGUGUAAAGAAGCUGGUCACAAGUAUACAGACUCGUUUCUUUCAGCCUCCCUCAGUGUGUGUGAACACAGCGGGCAUCACGCAGGACAACUUCCUGCUCAACAUGGAGGAGGAUCAGUUUGACAGAGUCAUCCAGGUCAACCUGAAGGGUUCCUUCUUGGUCACUCAGGCAGUUGCUCAGGCUCUGGUGGCCUGUGGAGCACCCAAAGGAUCCAUCAUCACUGUGGGCAGCAUUGUGGGAAAGGUGGGAAACAUCGGACAGGUAAAUUACUCCGCCUCUAAAGCUGGAGUGGAGGGUUUAACCAGGACCGCGGCCAAAGAGCUCAGCAGGUUUGGGAUCCGGUGUAAUUGCGUGCUGCCAGGUUUCAUAUCGACUCCGAUGACGGAUAAAGUUCCAGAGAAGGUUAUUAACAAGAUGAAGUCUUUGGUGCCUCUGGGAAGGAUGGGAGAGCCUGCAGAGGUCGCGGACGUCUGUGCCUUUCUAGCUUCAGAUGACUCUCGAUACGUCACAGGAACCAGCGUUGAAGUGACAGGAGGACUUUUCAUUGGCUAAAGCAGCUGUCCGUCACACGGAUGAACACUAACGAGAGGCCUGUUCCUUCAUAGUUAAUUUAAUUAUUAAAAUGAUUAGUAAUCAUGUAUUAUAGAAUGUAAAGCCAAUAAACAUGUUUGUAAUAUUUCUGUA